AUGGUGCGCAACAUUGUCGUCAUUGGGGGGACCUCCCACCCUCAGCUGACCCAAAACAUUUGCAACGUCCUGGGUAUCCCUGCGGCAGACGUCCUCCUGUCGAAAUUCUCCGUCGGUGAGACCCGAGUCGAGAUCAAAGAAUCCGUCCGUGGCAAGGAUGUCUACAUCAUCCAAUCCGGCGGCGGAAAGGUCAAUGAUCUCUUGAUGGAACUGCUCAUCACCAUCUCGGCCUGCAAAACCGCCUCGGCGAAGAGAGUCACUGCGGUUCUACCGCUCUUCCCAUACUCUCGUCAGAGUGAUAUCCCGUACAACAAGACGGGCGCUCCGCUGACCAAGUCUUCCCUUGCUAGCAAAUCCGGCAAUGGCUACACUUUUGAAAGUACCCCGCCUACCCCAUACCCUGGGAAGCCCGAGAGCUGCAGUCUGCUCAAUGGUGUGGACAACCUUCAAAAGAGCCUGGCCAAGGCUCAAUUGGAAGAUAUCAGCAACGGUAGCCCGGUGAAGAGACAACGUCCAGUCAAUGGUCUGCCCCGCAGUGACACCAUGGACUCUCUGCCCUCUCUUCACAGUGGAAGCGUCGCAGAAGAGGAGGCCAACAAGAUUAACAACUUCCAGCCCCGUCCGGGCUACAAGCAGUGGGUGGCUCAGGCAGGCACCCUGGUUGCGGAUUUGCUUACUUGCGCUGGUGCCGAUCACAUCAUCACCAUGGAUCUUCACGACCCUCAAUACCAGGGAUUUUUCGACAUCCCUGUCGACAACCUUUAUGGCCGACCCCUGCUGAAGAGCUAUAUUCAGCGCAAUAUUCCCAACUACAAACAGGCUGUCAUUGUCAGUCCUGAUGCCGGUGGCGCGAAGCGGGCCACCGCGAUCGCCGAUUCGAUGGGUGUUGAAUUCGCCCUUAUCCACAAGGAGCGCCGCCCAACACGGAUCACGGAUCGCCAAAAUGCCACCAUGAUGCUGGUCGGUGAUGUCAAGGAUCGGACCGCUAUUCUGAUCGAUGACCUGGCGGACACCUCCAACACCAUCACCAGAGCGGCGAAGCUUUUGAAGAGGGAAGGAGCUGCCCGAGUCUAUGCGUUGGUGACGCACGGUAUUCUGAGUGGCGAUGCGAUUGAUCGCAUCAAUGCUAGCGCUUUGGACAAGGUUGUUGUCACCAACAGUGUGGACCAAGCGGAUCACCUGCGCAGAUGUCCCAAGCUGGAGGUUUUGGAGGUUGGCCACGUCUUCGCCGAGGCUAUCCGUCGCGUUCACCACGGCGAGAGUAUCAGCGUUCUCUUCCAGUACGACUAA
Aspergillus aculeatus ATCC 16872 is the source of this 1290-nucleotide messenger RNA. RefSeq names its product ribose phosphate diphosphokinase subunit PRS5. Gene Ontology annotation, cellular component: ribose phosphate diphosphokinase complex; cytoplasm. The transcript has 3 exons. NCBI's taxonomy places the organism in Eukaryota, Fungi, Ascomycota, Eurotiomycetes, Eurotiales, Aspergillaceae. Gene Ontology annotation, biological process: 5-phosphoribose 1-diphosphate biosynthetic process; purine nucleotide biosynthetic process. The record is from RefSeq and is a predicted model, not a curated record. Gene Ontology annotation, molecular function: ribose phosphate diphosphokinase activity; magnesium ion binding. Bases 1 to 1290 code for a protein of 429 amino acids.